AUGCCUCUCCACAAUCUAGGCUCGCUCAUCCUCCAUCAAUUCGUCUUCGUCAUUCACCUCGUCUACGUCAACAUCGCCUUCGCCCACAUCGAUCCCAGCACCUUGGUACCAUUGUACUGCGUAUCCCGCCUAUUCGCCCGGAGAGGGGAGGACUUCUUCCUCGACGACACGGCCGCCGCGCCUACCGGCGCCGGCGCCGGCGUUGGCGCUGGCGGUGCUGCUGCGGCUGCUGGUGCCAACCCUCCAUCAUCAGCCUUCACCCCCGUCAUCACUCCCUUCCCAACACGACCUCCCACCCCGACUCGUCAGAACGGCGUGCAGUCCGCCGGUUAUGAGUCGCCCAUGCACGAGGGUCAGGUCGACUACUUUUCCUCCUCGGACCUCGCAUCGCCGCAGCCACGGAACAGAGGUCACCAACCUCAGCAGCAGGAGGACGGACGGGGGGGCCGGCAAUAUCGUAGUAAUAGUAAUAAUCGCGACGCUGCUGCUGCCGUCGCUGCUACUCCGCCGAGGCCGGGACCGACACGUCGCGUCACAAAUGUGAAUCAUGCGUCGCAGAUACUCGUCGACAACGGCACAAACCUCGACGGACUGGUAUCUCGGAUUGGAAAGAUGGGCGCAGCUGACAAGGUCAGCCUCAAAGACCGCAUCGCCUGUUAUCAGUGGACAUAUUUCACAAUGACCAUGGCCACAGGGGGUAUCGCCAAUUGCAUCCGUUCAUGUAUGUACCCAUCCCAUCCCAGCAAUAUAUUUCUCAAUGAGGGCGGAGAGUCUAACUUCACUCCUCGAUCAGUACCCUCCCAACCGGACUGGCUUGUGGGGGUCGGCCUCUUCUUCUUCCUGCUCAACAUCUGCCUAUUCCUCAUGAACUGCGCCCUCAUAUCUAUGCGCUUCUAUCUCCGCCCCGGAAGUUUUACCAACUCCUUUACCGAUCAGAUCGAAUCUCUGUUUACUCCAGCAUUUCUCCCUAGCAUGGGCACCAUCCUCAUCGGAAUCUGCUCAUAUGGAAUCCCUUCCGCCGGUCCGUGGCUCUCCAAGACCAUGGAAGUCAUGUUCUGGCUCAUCGCCUCGACCCGACAAUCGUCCACCGACGACGUCUCUCUCAACUACACAGCCGUCUUCUUCUGCGCCGUCACCACCCAGGGAACAGGCUGUCUGAUUGCCUUCAUGAUCUCUGCCGCCUUUUUAUAUCGUCUCAUGACGCAGAAGUUGCCUCGAGACAUGCAACGUCCUGGUGUUUUCAUGGCCAUCGGUCCCUACGGCUUCACGGCAGCAGGUCUCCUCCAGAUCGGUAACGAGGCAGACAUCAUCACCUUCCCCGACGCCCUCGACCCGACCCACGCCAUCCAGAUCGUCCGCGUCGUCAGCCUCCUCGUCUCCCUGUGGAUGUGGGGGCUGUCGAUGUGGUUCUUCCUCGUCUCCGUGGGCUCGCUGUGGAAGUACACUCGCCCGGGCCACCACCUGCCCUUCCAGAUGACGUGGUGGUCCUUUGUCUUCCCCAACACCGCCCUCGUCACCGCCACAGAGGCCAUGGGCAAGGUCUUCGACUCACACGGCAUACGCGUGUUCGGCAUCGUCAUGACGGUGGCUCUCGUCGUCGUCUGGAUCCUCUCUGCUCCCGGUACCGCCGGUAUCGACACGGACAACAAUGUCUGA
This is a messenger RNA of Geosmithia morbida, 1656 nucleotides long. Its product is annotated as Pfam:C4dic mal tran. The transcript is spliced from 7 exons. The record is from RefSeq and is a predicted model, not a curated record. Gene Ontology annotation, biological process: malate transmembrane transport. Gene Ontology annotation, molecular function: malate transmembrane transporter activity. The coding region runs from base 1 to 1656 and encodes 551 amino acids. Gene Ontology annotation, cellular component: membrane. NCBI's taxonomy places the organism in Eukaryota, Fungi, Ascomycota, Sordariomycetes, Hypocreales, Bionectriaceae.